Messenger RNA from Nomia melanderi (Alkali bee), 1467 nucleotides. NCBI's taxonomy places the organism in Eukaryota, Metazoa, Arthropoda, Insecta, Hymenoptera, Halictidae. The record is from RefSeq and is a predicted model, not a curated record.
AUGCCGAUCUUCCCGCGAGCCGCCCUCCGCGCGAAAACCUCCGCGCCGUCGAAGGAGCACGCGUUGCCGAGCGGCAAGGAGAACGAGUGUCCCUCGUCGAGCGCGCCGGGCAAUCGGAGAGUGAUCGUCCCUAGGCGACGCGCGUCCUUGUGCUCGAACGACGAUCGAGGAAGGAAACCGCUGUUGCCCUCGAAGAUUCCGCGUCUCGUCAGCGGCGCGGUCGGCGUCGAGAGGACCGCGUUCAACGACCGAACGGUCACGUUGCAGCGAGCCAAGCUGCCGGUCGUCGGCGAGAAGCUGGGAUCCGUCGCGAUCGACGGGAACAGGGUCAAGUUCGCGGGGAACGUCGAUUCGAUCGGUUCGAUCGCUCGGCCGAAGAGCACGAGCACGCCGAAGGAUGCGGAAUCGUCGCCGAUCCCGGUUACCGUUCGCGUCGCGUCCGCCAGGAAGCCUUCGAAGCCGUUGUCCUCGUUCGCUGGCGAAUUGGUCUGCAACGCGGACUAUCACGCCGAUCUGCCGAUCAUCGAGCGCGAAAGGGAGGAACGAGCGCCUCCACUCUCCGACAGCUUCCUUAAACAGCACGUGAACGCCGAGCAGAGAGCGCUGGUUGUUGCGUUCAUGCUGCACUUGGGGACGCACUGCCGGUACUCCUCGCGCGUCGUCUACCAAGCGGUGAAGCUGUUCGACGCGGCUAUCGACAAGAUACGAGUGGACACUGGAUCCGUGCAGCUGACGGCGUUGAGCAGCCUGUGGAUCGCGCUCAAGACGCGAGGGAACUGCGACAAGAUACCCACGGCGUCGACCAUGAUAAGCCUCGCCAAGGACCUCUACGCUGGACGGGAGGACCUGCUGAUCCGCUUCGAGAGGAAGAUCCUGCUGGCUCUGGACUUCGGCGUUUCUUUCGCCGACGCCUACACUCUCCUCGCCUACCACAUGAUCAACUACAAACGCUGCGCGGACGCGUCGCAGGAAACGUUCGAGUUCCUCUACUAUGCUGGCGGUUACGCGAUCGACCUGACCCUGCUGGACGAGCAGUUCUGCCGAACGGCCGUGCGCCUGGUCGCUCUGACGGCGGCCGAACUGGUCCUCGGCAUCGUGCUGGACACCGCCAACGGGACCGACGAGCCCUCGAGGAGCCCGCGAUGGCUGUUCUGGAGAGGUCUGCUGUACGCCGCCGGCGCGCGUUCGGGCGACAGGUUUCAGGACGAGGAGAUCGACCGAUGUCGCGUCGCGAUGCUGCGGUGCGUCCUAAUGUCCGCGCGGAGGAACUUCCGUUUCGAGGUGGUGUACAAAAAGUACAGCCGCAGCAGGUACGGUCGGAUAGCGGAGUCCUUUCUCGGGCGAGCGUCCACGGUGCCGCUGCUCGAGACCUUCGACCCCUAGGAAGACAGUUCGCGCGCAGCCGCUGCGAACGCGGUAACUUUCGGUUUUGUAGCACGACGGGACGUCGAAUAAAUGGGAACAGUC